ACGGACUAUGAUCCCCCGAGAUCCAGCCUAGAUAUUUAUCUCUCCUCCCCCCCCUGUUGUGGUUUAUUCCCCCAGGUCGUUGGAAUAUCUGGAUUAACGAGAGGGAAGGUGUGUAAACACUGCAAGCUCCUGACUGCGAUCCGUACCAGAUUCAGCAUACUCAACGGCAGGAUGGAUUUGAUGGUGCUUAGGAUUUUGUAGUUUUGUGAGAAGUUUGUGCUUGGAUUUGAUGUCUUGUUUGCAGCUGGGAGUUUUUAAUGUUCCUAUCUAUUUUACAAAUAGCGAGUUAAUAAUGACUUUAUUCAUCAUCAAAGUUUAUUUUGCCUUACCUAGAGCUUUGAAGAAUCACCCGCCCGAUUAAACGAUUCUCAAGAGCUGCUGCUAUUGGGCUCUGAUUUUUAAUUUAAUUUAUUUUUUAAGAUCUCGCAGCCAUAAACCAGCGCCAGCGAGGUAACUAGCCCGGGCUAGUGUCUGGCCCCUAAGCCGUUCUCGCUUGGGCGCGCGCUGCUGGUCCCAGCAACGUUUUCUCCUCUCCGCUUUUGGCUGGGACUGAACCCGGACCUUCUUCCCUCCCUUCCCCCCCCCAAACAAAAGGCGCUUUCCUCAAAGAGCCUCGUCCACGCUUUUUCUCCCUCCGCCAACCUGAAGUCUACUCCAUCGCUUCUCAUCUUCUAUCCUCGAGAGUCGACUCAACGAUAGGAACGCCUAUCUUUCUUUCUUUUCAAGCGAUAUAGUGGGCUCCUUCUGCCAAUUCCCUGCUACCUCAUGUCGGUUUAGCGCUUUUGCCCGUUUUUUGUGUCGAAGAGCACCCAACGCAUCCGGCACCAUGACUCGGGGUGAUGAAACCCUGCUUGCUGUAGCUGGCAUCCUGCAGGGUCUGGCAAAGGAUGUCCCCGACUCCGCAUCGCUGCCUUUCAACAGCUACAAGUCCAACAAUGCUACCAACGGCGAUGUGGCGAAAAUAAAUCUGCCAGGCGAAAACAGCGAUGGUAAGGCAGUUUUGGAACGGGAGUUGGAGGAUCUGAUCCGUAGGAUCGGUACUAUGCAAUGUUUUGUGCCCCCAUCCCGACGAUCUACCCGCGCAGCGAUUUCCAGUGGACAAGACACUAAUUCCCACGGGUCACCUAAACCCCUCCCCGGAUCCGAUGUGAACUAUGAAGACGAUAUACAUUUCCUACAGAACCGAGUUCAACUUCAAGCACAAGAAAUACAACUACAGAAAGAUGUAAUCUCCAGGGUUCGUGAGGAACUCAAAGAACAGGAGAAAAAUACCGAGAAAGCCCUAGGGAAGGUGAAAAAGGAGGAUGUCGGCAUAUUAGAGCGGGAACUACGCAAGCACCAACAGGCCAACGAGGCUUUCCAAAAGGCCUUACGAGAAAUUGGCGGGAUCAUCACACAAGUUGCAAAUGGAGACUUGUCUAUGAAAGUUCAGAUCCAUCCGUUAGAAAUGGACCCGGAAAUCACGACAUUUAAACGCACUAUUAAUACUAUGAUGGACCAACUCCAGGUUUUCGGGAGCGAAGUGUCAAGAGUGGCCCGGGAGGUCGGAACCGAAGGAAUCCUUGGCGGGCAAGCUCAGAUUACCGGAGUCCAUGGUAUCUGGAAAGAGCUGACGGAAAAUGUAAAUAUCAUGGCCAAGAAUCUUACAGAUCAAGUCCGAGAAAUCGCAACUGUCACGACAGCCGUCGCCCAUGGUGAUCUCAGCCAGAAGAUCGAAAGCAGAGCCAAAGGUGAAAUUUUGGAGCUUCAGCAAACCAUCAACACUAUGGUGGAUCAACUUCGUACAUUUGCUACUGAAGUUACGCGGGUCGCCCGAGACGUGGGCACUGAGGGUGUACUAGGUGGACAAGCUCAGAUUGAGGGAGUCCAAGGAAUGUGGAACGAACUUACUGUUAAUGUCAAUGCCAUGGCCGAAAAUCUUACGACCCAAGUCCGUGAUAUUGCGAUGGUAACGACGGCGGUCGCCAAGGGCGAUCUUACACAGAAAGUCCAGGCUAACUGCAAGGGUGAAAUUCUUGCUUUGAAAACAAUUAUCAAUUCCAUGGUUGACCAACUGAAGCAAUUUGCGCAAGAGGUCACAAAAAUCGCCAAGGAGGUCGGAACAGAUGGUGUCCUUGGUGGCCAGGCAACUGUUCAUGAUGUGGAAGGAACUUGGAAGGAUCUCACUGAGAAUGUUAACGGCAUGGCCAUGAACCUUACUACUCAGGUCCGCGAGAUUGCUGACGUUACCACUGCUGUCGCCAAGGGUGACUUGACAAAGAAAGUCACUGCAGACGUGAAAGGCGAAAUAUUGGAUUUGAAAAACACAAUUAACGGAAUGGUGGAUAGACUGAACACCUUCGCCUUCGAGGUCAGCAAAGUGGCGCGAGAAGUCGGCACUGAUGGCACUCUUGGCGGUCAGGCAAAGGUGGAUAACGUGGAGGGUAAAUGGAAGGAUUUGACCGAUAACGUCAACACCAUGGCUCAAAAUCUGACUUCUCAGGUGAGAGGGAUAUCUGAAGUAACCCAAGCUAUUGCCAAGGGUGAACUUGCGAAGAAGAUCGAAGUCCAUGCUCAAGGUGAGAUACUCACUUUGAAAGUGACGAUCAAUAACAUGGUGGACCGCCUUGCCAACUUCGCCCACGAGCUCAAACGAGUGGCGCGCGAUGUCGGAGUCGACGGAAAGAUGGGUGGCCAAGCCAACGUUGAAGGAAUUGCUGGUAGAUGGAAAGAGAUCACUGAGGACGUUAACACCAUGGCUGAAAACUUGACAUCUCAAGUGCGCGCUUUCGGAGAAAUCACCGAUGCAGCCACUGAUGGUGAUUUCACCAAACUAAUCACCGUGAAUGCUUCCGGCGAGAUGGACGAGCUUAAGCGGAAGAUCAAUAAGAUGGUUUCGAAUCUUCGAGAUAGUAUUCAGCGAAACACUGCCGCCAGAGAAGCAGCAGAACUUGCCAACCGCACAAAGUCCGAGUUCCUCGCAAAUAUGAGUCACGAAAUCCGAACCCCGAUGAACGGCAUCAUAGGCAUGACACAGCUGACGCUAGAUACUGACGACCUCAAGCCAUACCCGCGAGAGAUGUUGAACGUGGUGCAUAGCCUAGCCAAUAGCUUAUUGACGAUUAUUGACGAUAUCCUCGAUAUCUCCAAGAUUGAAGCGAACCGCAUGGUCAUUGAAAAGAUUCCAUUUAGCAUGAGAGGCACCGUAUUCAACGCGCUUAAAACCUUAGCUGUAAAAGCCAACGAGAAGUUCUUGAGCCUUGCGUACCAAGUGGAUAGUUCUGUUCCCGACUACGUCACUGGUGAUCCGUUCAGAUUACGUCAAAUUAUACUAAACUUGGUCGGGAACGCGAUCAAAUUUACGGAACAUGGGGAAGUCAAACUUGCUAUCAGCAGAUCGGAUCGAGAGGAAUGUAAAGAUAAUGAAUACGCGUUCGAAUUCUCCGUUUCGGAUACUGGAAUCGGAAUUGAGGAAGACAAGUUGGAUUUGAUCUUCGAUACCUUCCAGCAAGCUGACGGCUCGACGACCAGGAAGUUCGGAGGAACUGGUCUGGGGCUAUCUAUUUCUAAGAGAUUAGUGAAUCUCAUGGGUGGUGAUGUUUGGGUUACCUCUGAAUAUGGCCUCGGAAGUAGCUUCCACUUCACGUGCGUUGUAGAACUGGCAGACCAGUCUAUCAGCAUGAUUAGCGCGUCCCUCAUGCCCUACAAAAACCACCGUGUUCUGUUCAUCGACAAAGGCCAGACCGGUGGCCACGCAGAGGAAAUUACUGAAAUGCUGAAGCAGCUUGACCUAGAGCCCAUUGUUGUGAAGGAUGAAUCGCAGGUACCACCACCGGAAAUUCAGGAUCCCACAGGCAAGGAUUCUGGACAUGCUUACGACGUUAUAAUCGUCGACUCCGUCGACACCGCGCGAAAUCUGCGCACGUACGAUGAGUUUAAAUACAUACCUAUCGUUCUAUUAUGCCCUGUCGUUUCUGUCAGUCUGAAGUCAGCACUGGAUCUGGGUAUCACAUCGUACAUGACAACUCCUUGUCAGCCUAUCGAUCUAGGCAAUGGCAUGUUGCCUGCUCUUGAAGGACGUUCCACGCCAAUAACUACGGACCACACAAGAUCGUUUGAUAUUCUUUUGGCCGAGGACAACGAUGUGAACCAGAGGGUUGCCGUCAAGAUACUGGAGAAAUGCAACCAUGGCGUGACCGUUGUCAGCAAUGGCCUUCAAGCUGUGGAAGCGAUCAAGAAGCGUCGAUACGACGUCAUUUUGAUGGAUGUCCAAAUGCCUGUUAUGGGAGGAUUCGAAGCUACGGGCAAGAUCCGAGAAUAUGAAAAGAAAAACGGACUAUCACGAACGCCCAUUAUCGCUUUGACCGCACACGCGAUGCUCGGUGACCGGGAGAAAUGUAUCCAAGCCCAGAUGGAUGAAUACCUGGCUAAACCUCUGAAACAGAACCAGAUGAUUCAAACCAUCUUGAAGUGCGCAACUCUCGGUGGUUCCCUCCUGGAAAAGAGCAAGGAGCCAAGAAUGUCGAGCAGCGGCGAGCCUCCUCACCACGUCCCCAACAGCAAUGGAAUGAAAUCACUAGACACGAAGAACCAACGACCGGGGAUGGACAGUCAAGCUACAUCGGCAUCUGGUGGUCCCAAUCCGAAUCAGAAAUCUGACGUAGUGAGUACACGUCAAACCCGUGUGGCUAGUUCGUGGACUAAAGAUUAGAAGUAGCAUCUACUACGGUCAUGGACCGGCUAAGUCAGCUUUCUCCUUGGUUUUCCAGGGUAGUUCCUGCCUCCUUUCCUUUUACUCACGACUCUUUCCUCUUUCCGUUCUCGUUUUAUUUCUCUUUGCGACUUCGUUUACUUGUGUAAGACGAUUAUGGCCUCAUUUCUGCAUAUAUACUAUUCGGUUUCGCUUUUUAUAUUUCCUAGCUAUCUCUCGCUUUUGUUUUUCGCACUACUACCUCGUACCAUUGCGUUUUUAUUGUGGCCAUGCUAUCAUUGUCGUUACUACUUUAUUAUCUUUUUGGUUUCACUUUAUUCAUUUUAUUACCUUUUUUUGGGCUUUACCUUUCUUAAUAUGUCGUUGGUAUUUGUCUUUUUUUUUGAUGUUUCUUUAAAUCUCUCUUCUAUUUCCUCCCCCGUAUCUCACAUCACAUUCUUCCCGUGUUUCUGAACGAAUCUGCCCUGUUUGGCACCCCCGAUAUAGUUCCUUUUUGUUGAAUUCGUUAUCUUUGGCGUAUGGCGUAGGCAGGGUUCAAACAUAUCCUCAAUUUCGGCCGGGGAAAAACCAAGACGACCUGGGUGGUGGAGUGGAAUAGUUGCGACGGCUUAUUGAUUUUAUGUGUGUGUGUAUAGGUGUUUUCGUCUUCUGUGUGUUUCUUAAAGAAGAGUGGAGCAGCAAGCAGCAACGUGUAUUUCAUUUUCGCACACGUAGUUAUUAGUUAUAUCUGUGCGCCUUGUUUUUUUUUUUUUUUUUUCUACUGUCCCUUCUAAUUUACUUUUCAUCUUUUCUCAGUUACUAUUUAUAUUUUAACCCUCUCCCCUUGAAUCUAUUUCCGUUAUUUUUCUUUUGACCAGUGGACCCACUCGUUAAUGCUAUUUUUUUUUUUUAAAAAAAAAAAGAAAAAAAAAUAUUUGUGCCGCGGUUUUCCUCAUCGGGAAUAUCAUCAUCACCAUCGUCAUACCAUCCAAUUUCAAGUGACGGGGCAAAUUUUGGGAAAUACGUUUGAUAUCUGUGUCACAGGCGUUGCGUGGUUGUCAGUCAGCUCUUGCUAUACUUUUACCAAAAUACCCUGCUUCGUUUCCUUUUGAUGAGAAAGCCUUUUUCUCGAUUUCUUUUUCUUUCCGGGCCUUUUUUUUUUCAAAACAAAAAGAAAAAAAGAAAAAAGAAAAAAAGGCUAGGAGUUGUGGGGGAGAGGAAGAGAAUAAACAAAUCCAAAGAGUUUCAAACAUUAUUUGAAUUCCUAGCCUUCAAAACAAUAAUAAUCAAAACAAUCAACUAUCCCACCGUGUGUCCAGCGCCAAUUUAUUCCCAUGGGGAUGCGUUGAGGACGGCCAGGUUCCAAUCCUUGUGCGCCUGUUUCAGCUAUUUAUAAAGCGCCUCAAGAAUCAUAUUCGUCUGCCUGUUGCUUCCUGUUGCUGGAAUAGGAUAUAUUUAACAGCAGGUAGCGAUCGAAUAACUGGUAACUACGCAGUACUUAUUAUGAAGGACUCAAAAGCCCAAUCAACGCCCAAAGACUAGCCUGUCUGUCUGUAGGUGUGCGACGACGUCGCAAGACUGGAUUGGAUGGAGCUUGAUUCAAUGAUGAAUCCUGACGAAUCAUCCUUCUCCCGCCGUUGCAAAACGGCCAGAUCGCGGCUUGCCGAACAGCUCACCUUGAAGGGAGCUUCCAACGUGCCUGCGAUGCUGGAGCUUGAUAGGCUCUAUUUAUCUAGCAGCCUGGGAGCCUUUUUAUAUUUGAAGGCUUCUGGAGAGUCGGCGAUGCAAGGCGGAAAUCAACCCUGCCUGUCUGAGUCUAUGUUAUGAGACAUUAGAAACUAAGGUAUCGAGUGCUUUUGGAAGAUUCAUGGGGACCUAUCUGAGUAUCGCCCCCAAGGCCUCAAUAUUUACUUCUAAUUCUGUGUGACUACAUAACUUCGGCUGGCCUCUGCUGGGUUUAAUUUUUUGACAUUCUCAGAGGAGGUUCAAAUCCCGGACACACAUAUAUUUUUUACGGUAUCAUUCCCUACUAAGUGCUCUUCUUCCAAAAGACUUGCAAUUCAUACCCAGUGUCAGAUCAAUGUUGAACUUCAUAGAAACGUUCCGCGGUUUCGUGACCAGGACUCCCCCCGUUGCCUACACCACCACCCAAGACUAUACAGGAAUCCUAUUUCCUCACCCGGAUACCCCCUGAAAUCCGCGUUCUAAUCUACAAACUCAACUUCGGCCGCGAUACAAUCCACCUCUUGCACAACAAGGGCCGUAUCAGUCAUAUCCGCAUACCCUCUACGAAGCCGAACUAGGCGCAACGAAUAUGAUCAUUUUUACUUUCAAUGCUCAGUCGACAGGUUGCAGGUCGCAGGUCUCCAGCCUUCCUCCUAACAUGCCACCAAAUCCACAAUAGGCCGCCCCUCUCUUCUACUCCACGCCUGUCUUCCAGGAGACAUGGAAUCCAUUCGCCAAGCUCAUCGGGCCGGAGAACCUGUUCACAUGUCAGAUUCCUCCGGGCGCCACCCACCCGUCCACCUCUAGCUGGCGUAGAGUUGCUCCGGACCGCCCGCUUCCACCAUCAGUAGCAGGGGGAGCCAACCAAAGACAGUGGUGGGACCGAUGCUGUGGGCCUCGUCGGUGGCGGCGGAUAGUAGCUACAACAAGGACGAGGAGAGGAACGUCUAUGAUGAGUUCUGCGAUAUAUUGGCGACGAAAAUGUAUGGACUAAGGGUUCCUCAUGCUUGUUCUGGUGUCGCUGCCUGCUGGCCCGGUUCGGUCGCUGGACGCUGAGUGGCAUCGUCCCAUCCGGCGCCUGAGGGGACUGAUGGAGUUUUCGCUUGAGAUACGGAAUGAGUCUGAUGCGGAGGCUGAGGAUACGGAGGCCUUGGUAAGGUUUUUUUGAGGGAGACGGUUUGUACGCGGAGACAGAGGAGGGGGAGGGGGUUGUGUUGAAGUAAUUCGGACUGGGUUGUUGCCCGUCCGUCCGAAGGGGAGCGGAGGCAAGGGAGGAGAGUGCUUAGAUGUAAUGUACUAGUGAAACUGCGCCUGUACUCUCCUUCGAUAACUAUAUGAUAAUUCCUCAUUGUUACAUCGCGUGUGGUUUUAAGAGGUUCUUGAGGCUAGCCUUCCUUCUAAUUUAAGCAUAUUUAUUUUGCUUAUAAUAAAGUAAGAUCCUAAUCUGAUACUAUCCCUCGAUAAAACAUGUAGGUUAAUGAAUAUAUCAAGUUCAUCCUGUCAUAAGAAAAAAGAAAAG
Blastomyces dermatitidis ER-3 is the source of this 7913-nucleotide messenger RNA. Its product is annotated as DRK1 histidine kinase. NCBI's taxonomy places the organism in Eukaryota, Fungi, Ascomycota, Eurotiomycetes, Onygenales, Ajellomycetaceae. The transcript has 3 exons. Gene Ontology annotation, biological process: phosphorylation; cellular hyperosmotic response; phosphorelay signal transduction system. Gene Ontology annotation, cellular component: membrane. The record is from RefSeq and is a predicted model, not a curated record. The coding region runs from base 827 to 4690 and encodes 1287 amino acids. Gene Ontology annotation, molecular function: phosphorelay sensor kinase activity.